Cuscuta europaea is the source of this 1987-nucleotide messenger RNA. The record is from the annotation of a GenBank genome assembly. NCBI's taxonomy places the organism in Eukaryota, Viridiplantae, Streptophyta, Magnoliopsida, Solanales, Convolvulaceae.
GUGCCAUCUCAUUCUGUUUGAGCAGUACUGUAUUACUUGAAAAUGUUACUAAACUCACUUUUUAAGAUUGUUUAACAAAGGAGUGCAUCUUCCUGCAGUCCAAAAGUGCUAAACGUAGGCUGAGGAAACCUGGUACGGUCCCUUUGGCUUACGCAAAAGUGAUGAAGAAGCUCAACUUUUCUGGUUGAAUCAUCUGGAUUAUCAUUCUAUGUUGCCUCCAGUUUGGAAAGCUUUUCUUGCAGUCCUUGUUCCUUACCAUUUUUAACUGUGUAGGUAAAACAUGCUUGUUUACUUAAUUUGAGCAAAGUGAUCACUUCUUUUUAGAAAUUGUUCUGGAAAUGCAGGAUCCAUUAGAAUGGAUGUAUACUACUAAACUAUGUUCUGUAGUUCUGUUACAUACUUACAUGAGUAAUCAUUAGGAGCGUAAAAUAAGCACUUGACUGACUACCCGAUUUUUAAUAUUCUGAUUUAUCAGUUUAUUUGGUAAUUUAAAAGAUUUUGUUUGGCUUAGGAGCGUAAAAUAAGCACUUGACUGACUACCCGAUUUUUUUUAUCAUUGAUAAUAAUCUAUUUUCUUGUAUUUUGUAUCAUGUCAAAUUCUACCUAUUUUAUCAUCUAUAAUUACUUUAAACUUUUACCUUACUGGAAUUUGUGGACAUAUUAAGCCGGAUUCACAUGAAAACUGAAUGUGAAUGCAAUGGUGGAUGAGAAUAACAUUUUCUUAAUUAGGUAUAGUUUUUCCCACUCGGUCGUAUUAAUUUUGCUCUACGCGUGAGAAUAGACUUUUUUUCACUAUGUCUACACUAUAUGUUCUCAGAUGGAUCGUAGUUGGAUGUAUGGUCUUCGGAACACCUCUGAAUUUUUCACGGGUGUUAAUGGGUUUAUAAAACAUGCUCUUGCACACCAAAAACAAGGCCAUAUAUGGAUUUUAUGUCCUUGUUCGAGGUGUCGUAAUUUAAAAAAAGAAAAUGAUGCCAAUGUUGUUCUUCAACACUUGCUUCAGAGAGGCUUUAGAGAAAAUUAUAGAAUAUGGUCGUUGCAUGGUGAAACUUGUGUAGAUGAUGAAGUUGUUGCACGACCUACAUCUAGUAAUUUAAAGCGCAAAGUGUCCGACAUUGCCAACGCCUCAAAUGAUCAAAAUGACACUACUAAUGAUGGCAAUGAAUACAAUGUUGAUCUAAUUGAUGAUCUUUUAAAAGAUGUGCAUGAAAGUUUUGAGCAUCAACCAAAUUCAUACGAAAGUAUGGUUGAUGACGCCAGAAUACCUUUGUAUUCUACUUCAAGCUUCACCAAGUUGUCUGCGGUGUUGAAGUUGUUCCAUUUGAAAUCUAAAUAUGGGUGGAGUAAUGUGAGUUUCACAGAGUUGUUGACAUUACUUCAAGAGAUGUUGCCUGAGGGGAACACACUUCCCGAUACAACAUAUAAGGCUAGAAGGAUAUUGUGUCCUAUGGGAACCGAGUGGAAGAAAAAUCAUGCAUGUCCCAAUGAUUGUGUUCUCUACCGAAAUGAGCAUGAAAAAACUUAAUUUACAUAUUAAUAUACAACGUUAGUAUUAUAUAUUUGUUUGAAUAAACUUAAUUUACAUAUUAAUAUGUUUUAAUAUUAUGAUCGAUAAGGGAUAUAUGUUUGUUUGAAUUUGUAGAAUGUACAGGGUUGCAUCUGCACAAAAAGGUAGCGAUAAGCCAAUUAAAUGGAAUAGUGUGAAGGUUGCACAACAAACCGGAAGUACUGAAUGUGGAUAUUAUGUCAUGAGAUUCAUGUGGGAAAUAAUAUCAUACUCUGAAAAUCAUGAUAUUGGAAAGGUAUGGCGUUCAAGAAGUGAACCAUACACAUUAGCAGAGUUCAAUGAUAUCAGAAAUAUAUGGUCAAGAUACUUUCUGGAUGUUGUAUUGCAAAGUUGAGAAAAAACUAUUUAGUCAAACAAUUUGUAAUGUAUGAAUGUUGAUUGGAUGUUUAAUUAAACACGUAUUUGAUUGUGCAUUAUGCG